Haliotis rufescens (red abalone) is the source of this 13245-nucleotide messenger RNA. RefSeq names its product inositol 1,4,5-trisphosphate receptor type 3-like. Gene Ontology annotation, biological process: calcium ion transmembrane transport. The record is from RefSeq and is a predicted model, not a curated record. The transcript has 72 exons. The coding region runs from base 619 to 9198 and encodes 2859 amino acids. Lineage: Eukaryota; Metazoa; Mollusca; Gastropoda; Lepetellida; Haliotidae. Gene Ontology annotation, molecular function: inositol 1,4,5-trisphosphate-gated calcium channel activity; inositol 1,4,5 trisphosphate binding. Gene Ontology annotation, cellular component: membrane; endoplasmic reticulum.
CCGUUGACCUGAGAUGCUAGGAUAUAACGUGUUUCAGCUUCACAACACACGAAAACUGGAAAACAUACCAAGAUGGUAGUAUAGUGUUUACAGUGUACUCGUCAACACCUUGGUUACGUCAGCUGUGUUGGUAUCAGGUUAUUCUUAUGGGUUAUGACUGGACAUCGGUGCCAAAGAAUUCCAUUCAUUCCACAGGGAAAUGAUACUUUGUGAACGGAUAUUUUGUGUUUUAGUGUUUCACAAUGGUGUUUACAUUUCGUGUCAGCUAUGUGACAGCCAUCUUGACAGACAGUGAUUCGCAAUUUUCCAGCUGGCGUCAGUCAUUGACAAGUGAAUUGGGACCCGUUUGGAGCACCGUGGAAUAUGUUUCUGUGUAAGAAUAAACGUUUUCUGGAGGAAUGAUUGGUAUCAGCGGGUGGUAUGUUAGCGGCCUACACAGCACGUGGUUGUAUUGAACAGUUCGUUGGAUUGAUUAUUGAAUGCCUGUGAAUCACCAGGCCUGAUGAACAUGUUUUACGGACAUUUUAUGUGACAGAGUUUGUAAUAAUUACGGAGAUCUAGGCUUCAGACCGAUACCUCAGUUGACUGAAGACAGGGAAAAUAUACCAAUCCUCAACCAUGGGCUUGUUGAUGAGAAGGAAGAAAAAAAGCAAUAAAAACCAGUCUCUGAGAACCAGAAAGACGAAGGAAGCAUGGCUGUCCGCGCCGUCAACGAAACAGCUUAAUGGAUACAGUAGAGCUGCGGGAAUGGGCGAGUACUUAUGCAUUGGCGAUCAUGUGAGCCUCUAUUGCGAGGAGACAGAAGGAUACGCUUACAGCUACCAAUCGAGCUCCACCAACAAUGGCCUCUGUGUGUACUCCAACCAGGAUCGCAACAGACCCGUCAACAUUCCAAACCCUCAAGCUGUGGUGUUCCAAAUGUUCAUCCAGAACAGGUACAAACUCAACAAAAAAUACCGAAAAUGGCUUGCCUUGUCACAGAACCCGGAUGUUGCGGACCCGGGGAUCAAGGUCAUGCUCAACCAGGCCAAGAUGGCGGCGGAAGCUGAGAACAAAGACAACGAGGCGGAACAGAAGCGACAGCAUGGAAAGAGGGUGCGGUAUGGCGAGAUCGUACAGCUUAAGCAUACUUUCUCUGGGAAGUUCGUUCACAUGAGCACAACGCACACCAGUAUGAAAGACAAGAACAACAUGAAGGUAUCCAUGCACGAAUUCAAUGCAAAGAACGCUCAAUUCCGCAUCUUACCGCGCUACAAAGUCAAGUCGGAAGGCGAAGUGGUCCAGCUGUACGACCAGAUCGUGUUUGAGAGUGUCAAGUCUCCAGGCCACUACUUUCACACAAGCGACCCCUUCCAGAUCGACAACUUCUCAUGCGGGUCGGAGUUAAAUCUUGGCGUAGAGCGGUCGAGUUUUACACUCAUUGGAAGCAUGCGUGAAAACCUGGAACUGGACAAGUUUGUCAGGGGCGGAUCAGUGAUUCGAUUAUUCCACAAAGAGCUGGAGGCGUAUCUGGUCGCCGAGGGCCUGUUUGACGAGGUUGUCACUGAAGAUGUUCACUUCCGAGUGCGUGCAAUCGACCAGCAUCGUCCCAAGUCCCUGUCUCCAUCUACUUCCGGUAUCACCUAUUGGCAGAUCGAGGCUGAACACAGUAUUCUUGAUGGUGACGUACUGCGCUGGGAACAACAGAUUCGCUUACGUCACAUGCUGACGCGACAGUAUUUGUGUAUAGACUCCAGGUCAGAGGUCAGUCUCUGUCCUGACCCUUCUGACCCCAGGACGGUAUUCCGGCUUCACUCUGUUCUCAAGGAGCGGGAUGAGAUCCAGUUUGAGAGCUACGCCCGGAUCGAGCAUAUGUUGACAGGCUGCUGGCUACACGCACUCAAAGAUGAAGACUAUCAGAAGCAUCAGUACCUCGAUGGUGACAAUGAGCGUUCUAUGCAAGGGCUGCGCUGGGACGGCGCUGCGGUCAGAAAGGUGUCCGCCAGCAAUGAGAGCGUGUACGACGACGCCUACACCAUACAGCGGGUGGAGAAGGUGGACGUCGGCAACUUCAACUACGUGGCCGGCAUGGUGCCCUUCCUCUUCAACCUCAUACAGGACCGUCGGAGUGCAUCACCGCUGAAUGCAAGGAAGACCCACGGAAUACUUAUGGCCUUGAGAGAGGUGAAGGACUUCAUGCUGCCACACAACAAACCAGACAAGGACAGACAGAAGCUCAUGCGGAACUUACGGGUGAUCGACCUGCUGGUGAAGCUGCUCCAGUCCCCACUAAGAGAUGGGGAUGAGGAGGCGCAUCUUAUCAGGAUCUUCAAGGAGGCCUACGAUGUCCUCCACGCCUACAUGAUAGGCAAGAGCAGGAAGAACGCCCUCUACUUCGCCAAGUACAUCGACUUCUUCCAGACACAGUUCACGCAAAAGGGUGGUAUUGGCCUUAACGUGGCCUCUAUGAUUGUCGAGCUGAUCCGAGACAAGCGGAAGAUUGUGGACAGGAUCACUAACAACCACAUCGACAUCUUCAUCCAGCUGCUCAGGUCCAACCAGAAUUACCGGUUCCUGGACCUCCUGCAGGUGUUGUGUGUCUGCGACUGCGUUGCCAUCCCCAACAACCAGAGCUACAUCGUGCAGCAGUGGCUGCGAUCCUACAAGGACAGUGUGUACUUAAUGGACCGUGGUCAGAAUAUCAACAAGAAGCCGAACAUCGUCUACAUCUCUGUUGACGGCGGCUCCCACUGGGUGGCCCUGCAUCACUUUGUUGACCCCAACAGUUCUGAAUAUGACGAAGAGAAAUACCAGUUCCUGUUGCACCAACUGGAGCUCUUCCAGGCAUUCUGCUUUGGCCGGAAUGACUUCGCAAUCCAUGUGAUCACGCGAGAGUUCGGCUACGUGACGUGGGAGGAUGUGUUCUUGUGUAUCCAGUCCGAGCUGCUGCCAGACUCCAUCAGGGCCAAGUUCUGUGAACUCAUCAUAGGUUUGUUUGUGGACGUCGGCAACAACUACUCCGUGCUCGACAACCCCAACAUCUGCUUCGUCUACGAGUACGUAGGGUCCAAGGACUCGGACCGGGAACAGACUCAGUAUGAGCACAAGGCCGAACGACGGGACAGCGGCGAGGUGGUAAAGGACCUUGUCACCAUCUUCCCAGUGCUUAGAGACUGGUUAGCGGACUUCCUUGCGCAGAACUGUACCAUGACGGCAUCAAUGGUCGGUCUGAACCUUCUCGUAGAACAGGUUCUCCGGCUUCUGCAUCAUCUUGUAAAGUUCGGUUACUACAUGGAUCUGGAUGACGUCAGGAAGCUGCUGCCGCCAUUACUCAGUCUGUUGGACGGGCGGCAUGACGUCCCCUUUCCCAAGGACAAGGACAAAGGCAAAGGCUACUCGAAAGAGUCAAGCAAGUCUGUCGCCCAGUACAGAAACACAACCAGAUUCGAACAGAAUCAAGAAAUGGAGGCCAUCGUCAAUGCCAAAUACCAGGCCAUGUGGGUGCUGGAUCUCCUCCUGACAUUCCAAAGAAAUCUACGAUUGAAGGUUUUUGUCACCAAGUUCAAGUAUGGUGAACUCGGCGCCAAACAGGGCGCUGUCAAAAUCAAAAAGAAGUCCCAGACUGUGCUAGAACCCCUUCUGUACGAGACGUACGACCCUACAGACACGUCAAAGAAGGCGCUGAAAAAGCAGAAAGACGUGCUGAAAGAGCUGAAGGAGAUGUUCCACGCGUCCGCCAUCUUUGAUCUGGACAGCACCACUGCAGUGCUUCUGGAUCUGUCGAACUACAAGUCCGACAAGAUGGUGGUCAAGUCCCUGGACAUCCUGAACAAGAUGUACUCCUCACAGAACGACAUGUUUAAAUUGGCGCAGAGAGCACAGGUGCUACUUACCCACGACUCGGCACGUGUCCACCGCGAGGUUCAGAGGUCACUGCCAACUUUGAGACGUCUGUCACGUGCAAAGCUGAAUGACCAGCAGGUGAAACUGAUGAGUGAUGUCCUCGACGAAUUAGCAGAGUUCUGUCACCUCCCGAAGACUCCAGAUGAACCUCACCACAUGAAUCAGAACAUCAUGAUCAGUCACGGACUUCUGAAGAUUGUUCUGGACAUACUUUCUCAGGAAAUUGAUAGUCGGCUAGUUGAUCAGUACAAGGGGAUGGAGACGGUGUUCAAGAAGACGCUGUACCUGCUGCAGCUUUUGACCAGAGAGAACCAGCGCGUGCAGGAGCAGUUGUUUGACCAUCUGGACACCCUGCUCGACGUCCAGAUCGUCCGCUCAGAUCUUGCCCUGGCGCUCAAAGAGCUGUUCAUCGGGAACCAGGCUACCUGUCUGAAGGUGUACUCCCGUCAAAUCCAGAGGAUUGUUCUGUUGUCCGCGGAGAACCAGCAUCGCGCUCCAGAGUUCCUGGAACUCCUCAAGGUCCUCGUGAAGGUGGAAGGACUGGACCUUACAAUCAAACGCAAUCAAGCGCUGGUCAUGAAGUACAUUAUGCAAACCUUCAAGAAGGCAGCCUAUGUACUCGACCAGCCUAGAGAUCUCAGGGAAAGGAUCCUUACUAACAAGACAGAGCGAGGGCAUCUGACGUACUUCAUCAGUCUGGUCGACCUGCUAGCAACAUGCGCCGAGGGGGAGAACAAGUUCAUCGAGUCCCUGUGCCAGACAAUCCUGCCGGUGGAGGAGCUGCUGUGGGUGAUGAACCACCCCCACAUCGACACCAACCUCAAGAAGCCCUUCAUCAAGUUCAUGCUGUGGGUGUACAUCAAGACGACCAGCAACCUGGUGGAGAGCGGCGCGGCGGACCUGCAGCACGACAAGGACAUGUGGGAGUUUAUUACGUCGGCGAGCGGUGAGAUCAAUCAGCUGAUCGACUACUUCUCACACCAUCCAGACAGGAUGACACAGCUCCUCAAGUCUGAGCCCCCCAAGAGCUUUGUGGCCGAGGGACACGAUACCCGCGCCGUCAUGCACGCCGGGCUCUACUACAUCCUGGACGCCGUCAUGCCGUUCCUCCAUAUCUUCUACACUGUGUUCUACCUCCCGGACAAAGAUGUAUACCCCAAUGAGGUGUACGCCACCGAGAGUCUUGCCAACGCUCUCACUGCUCUGUGUGACGUCCUUGGUCCCCACAUCACCAGCCCGCAUCACAUGAAGAACAUGGUCACCUGCGUCACCACCAUCGUGUCCGUGUCCAACAGCUCAAAGACGGUCCUGGUGAAUGUGCUGGAGAAGCUUACAGGCGAGAUGAGGUUUGACAACAACACCAGUGCAGUCCGCAAGGGCAAUAUGGAGUACUACGCAUCCGAGUUGGAGCUGAACGCCAAGUUCCAUACGUUCACGAAGAACUGCAGCGUCGUGCACAGCGGGCACAACACCGUCAGUGCACAGCUCAAGUACAAGAAAAACAAGAGGGAGUACACGAUAAUAGGCGACAACGAAGAACUUCCUCUGGGCGAUGAGUUCCAGCACCUGGUCAAGUGCUUCGUCAACAGCGGCGAGAAGAAAAUAGCCAAGCGCUACGGCACGGCCUUCAAACUUAUAGAACAAUUAGCGAUCUCGGCAGGGGCCAAGCAGGCCAAUCAGAAUGUCCCCACCCAUUGGGAACUGGACGUCCGCUGUCUCCAGCUGCUCCGGGCUGUCAUCCACAACGAAGAGCGGAAACUACCUGAUGACUGGGACACGAGGACCAGCGAAACCAAGAUCAAGAAGCAGCUGAACCACAUCAAGGAUCUGCAGAUCGCCAUUAACCAACAGGAUGUGAUUGUGAAGGUUCUGCCCCACCUCGCCAGGAGAAACGACGAGAUUGCCCGAGAGGUGCUCGCCUUCAUCUGCAUCAUGCUCUUCAACGCCAACAGGGACGUGCAGAAAUCAAUGUUGGAGUACUUCCUGUCGACGCGCGAGGAGGUGUUCUUCAUGGCGGUGAGGGACCGGAUGCAGAUCUCCACCAAUUCCAUCAAGGAGAAAUAUUUGUUGCUGAAAAAGAGUCGGCGGAAAGGAGCUGGGCGGUCUCUGCUGGCACAACACGAGAGCCGGGUGAAAGAAGCACUGUCUAAUAUGACCAACUACAACACGUCGCUCACGGUUGGACGGAAGGCUUUGCAGCAAAUCCAGCUCCACGAACAGAAGAUGCGGAUGGAGGCACUUAGCGGAUGGCAAGCUUUAUGUCGAGCUGUCGAACCCCCGGAUGACGGUCGACUUAAGCGAAAAAGAACAUGGCGACGUAAAAGUAGCGAGAAGAAAAAACCUAAAUCCAAACCUGGAAGUGAGCUCCUAAAUGGCAUCCCGAAGGACAACGAAGCCCUGAUGAGUGACCACUCUGACAUUGAACUCGCUGAUGUCAAGGUCGAGAGUGGGGAGAGCAGGCCAGAGGAGGAGCUCGUUGCUGCUAUGGAUGAAGGAGUCCGGGAGAUCCUGGAGUACAAGGACGAGGGCUACAUAGAGCUGGUCCUGAAGGUGCUGGCCCGCAUAUGUGAUGGGCAGAACACAGGGCUACAGAACUAUCUACGGGAGCAGCCGGACAAUGUGAAGUCCUUCAACAUCGUGGGCGAGACGACUCAGUUCCUGAACGUCGUUUACACCACCAUCAACAACAAGACCAUCGACCUGGUCAUACAGCUCUUCAGCUCUCUCAAUGAGUUCUGUUCGGGCAACCAGGAGAAUCGCAGCGUCAUCUACGACAAGAAAGUCAUCGACUACAUCAACUUCAUCCUCAGGGCCGGAGAAAUAGCAGACUGUCCAAUAGAAAAGGUGAUAGAGCUGCAGCAAACCAUUGCCUCCCUCAUCAUCUCCCUCAUAGAGGAGAACGGCCCUGGAGCAUCUCAGGUGGCAAAGGAAGUGAAGGAUGCACUUGACAAGGAAGCAGCGUACAGAUGCAUGACGGUCUGUUAUGAAAUGCACCAAUCAGAGAAACCCAAGCUGGAGGGGCUGGUGCGUUCCACCGAAAACGGCGGUUACCUGCAAUCAGCUAAAUCUAUCGCAGCCUUUGGCGGAAGUAUACUUCAGGGCGUUGUGAAAGGGAAGAAGAGGAAUGCUCUUCGUGAAACUGUGAUGGAGGUCGGAUUCAGCUUCUACAUGAUCCUCGCGCGCAUGAUCGACAUCGACAGCCAUUUAGUAGACACCCUCAACCUCAGCCCUGAAAACCAACGUGCUUUUGACUACUAUAAGAAGAACUCGCUCUCCAUUGAAAUACUCAAAGAUGAUGUCCUCCAGAAGGUCAACUUCAGGGUCAAGAACAAGAGUGUUCUCAGAGAAGAAGUGAAGGAGAAACUGAAAUGGAAUGUGGACAGGUCGUCGCCUAGCAACAAGAUCCGGGACCUAAUGAAUUGGACACGUGAUAUCAUGGGUGAUAUCUCCUAUCAAAGGAAGAUUUUGAACAACCCAAUAGCAAAGAUGUUUACAAAGGGAUGGUUGCUAUGGAACUAUGGUGCUAUCAUUCUGAGCAUCGCCAUCAAUAUCCUCAUGCUGGUCACCUGGAAUGCCAAAUCGUCUAUGGAGGAUUGUGGGAAGAUUCUGAAGGAUAAUCCAGAGAACGCCACCCUGCUGUGUCCUGGAAUCUACGAUCCGAAGCCUCGUAUUGAAGGUAUACGAGAAGACCAGUACCAGAUAACGUUAUGGACGCUCGGGGGCGUCCACAACCUGUGUUCCCUGUUUGUCCUCAUCAGCUACUUCCUGUCUAACCACCCGCGACUGCCGCGAACAUCUGACAUCAAAUCAUACUUCAGGAAGCUUUGUGGGAGUCAGAGCCCGGAAGAGGAAGAGGAUUCCAAGAAGGACGACAAGGUUUCCAAAUUGGACAUCAACUUCUUCAGCUUCACCACAUUCUACUACCUGCUGUUUCUUGGUAUGUCCAUAGCGGGAACACUGUUCCAUGGCUAUUUCUUUGCAUUCCACCUCCUCAACAUCGUCAACAACAAUCAGCUUCUCAGCGGCGUCAUAAAGGCUGUCACAGUCAACGGUAUGUCGUUGCUGUGGGUGGCUGUGCUCGGUUUCAUCCUCAUCUAUAUCUACUCGCUCAUUGGUUUCGCCCUCCUCCGUUCCUACUUCUCCCCGGACGAAUAUCUCUACUGUUCUACACUCUGGGAGUGUACCGUGACAGUUAUCAGAUAUGGCCUCAUCGGAGAUAUGUUUGAGGAGAUCAAGCAGAACCCCAUGGGAAGCUCCUUCUCUCGCUUCUGGCCUCUGGUUUUCUACCAUGUAUCCUUCUUCAUCUUCAUCACCACCAUUGGUCUCAACAUCAUCUUCGGUAUCAUCGUCGACACCUUCUCAGAGCUCAGAGAUCUCAAGUGGAGAGCCGAGUCGGACAUGAAAGACACGUGUUUUAUUUGCAGCAGGAACAGCUACGAUUUUGAACAUCAUGGAAGGGGCUCCGACUACCAUGUGCGAUAUGAACACAACAUGUGGGCCUAUAUCUACUUCAUCAUUCACCUGGACGACAUCAAGGCCAGCGACUACACCACCCUUGAACUCUACGUCAGCAAACUGGCUUCCAGGGAGAGCUACGACUUCUUCCCCUUGAACCGCGCUCUGUGCCUGACCUCUGUGGACAUUGAUGCCACAGAGUCCAAGAUCGAUGACCUCCUGCACCAGGUCAACUGUAUCUCCAAGAAACAGAAGGAAGACGAUGCCGAAAGGAAACGGAAGGUUGAAAAGCUGAAACAGAAGAGAUGGCAAGAAAAACAUCGUAGAUAUAUUUUCGGUGGAGAUUACGAUCACGAAAGAGAACCCUUAAUCCCACCAUCCCGGGCAAUUAGCGAGGACAGGUUGUCAAGGGAACCAAGUGUUCUGAGGGAUGAUAGGCCGAGUGAGACCCCACGGCCCCACAAGUCCAAACGCGGAGAUGGUCGUGGAGCGAAAUAUCUUGCCCCUCCUGAAGAUUACUCUACGCCGAAGCCUAAAAAACCCUACAUCAGCUCAGCUAGAGAGGAGCAGGAUGAUGUUGAAGGUCUGAUUUCGGAAUCUGAGGAGUCUCAUUCUGGCAGUGACACGUUCCAGCGUGAAGGUUCCUAUGACAUCCUCGAUGAGGAUAUUCCUGUGAGAGAUAUGGCUCAACUGCCUCCACCACCCCCACCUCUCCCGCCUCCUACCAUCUCCCAGAUUAUCUCUGGCCCACUCACACCACAUGCACUCCCCCCUCCGCCCGUCUCGGCGUCUCGGAGAGUUCGAGAUGACGAAGAUGCAGAAGAAUUUGGAGAGGGUGUGGAGAGAACUACAAGGCUCUGAGGUUCUUGGGUAUGGAAUUUUCGGAAUAUUAAAAUAAAAAUGGUUAUAUCACGUGCAGCCUUCGUAACGGUAGGAGGCUAGAUAACGUCUGAAUGACAAGAAAGAGGUGUGGUAAAUGAAUCGGGAAAGUAUUGCAAUGACAAGAUUUCUGAGUAAAAAUGCAUGUCAUCAACUCAGGUUCAAUGUUGUUGAAAAUCGUCAUACAACGGUAACGUGACCAUUUCUUAAACGGAGAUGGAGGAAUGUCAGCUGCUGCAGAAGGAUUCUCCAUAAGGAUACCCCAGAACUGUGAUCCUAGUUUAUCCUGAAAGUGGCCAGAUAGCCAGCCCUUGAAUCAAGUAGGAUGCUCGAGCUUCGGAAUCUUCAUUUGUUCAGGACAUGACUGGAUAAACAGUUAGGUACUCUGUUCAAGAAGGAUGCUUGAGGGUAGUGAUCUUAAUUUGUUGACACAGUACCCUUUUCUGGGAUCACACUUUGUCCAGGAAGUGACCGGAUACAAAACCACUUUAUCUGUUCAAGAAGGAUACUCCAGAAUCGUCAUCCAAAUGUGUCGACUCGUACAGGCGCCCAUUGAGUAGAACGACUGUGCCUUGCUCUACUGAACAUAUGUACAAUGACUGUUAUGUUGUCCCUUGAACUUGGCUGGGACAUAAACACAGCUCCAGGGUCCUCGUGGUGAGGUCUCUGGUCUCCCGAAGUCGCCAUUAACAGGGACGUCUAUGCAUUUAUGAGAACUCUUCACCACGACAAGCGAUGGGAGAUACUAGUACUUGAGCGUGGGGUACACGGUCGAAAUCAACCAGUUAAGGAUCUAUAGUCCUGAAUAUUAAAAACCUGUGCUGUACAUUUGCUAGUGUAACAGACAUUUCUGUAAUUUGUUAAUUAGUUCCCAAGUGUAUAGUUUAAUGUGUCUUCCUUUCUAGACUAAUAUGUAGCUUGAUCGUUUUUAGUGCAAAGUCAAUGCAUCUGUCCGGGGUACAGAGAUCACCUCUUCAACACUGCUCGUCAUCAGGAAUAUGUGUUGACACAAUCACUGUAAAUAUACCGUGCUUGUCAUAGCAGAUGUAUUCACGAAUAAUAUUGUGUAUUGGCGCCAAUCUUCAGCGUAAUUGUAAUUAUCAGUGCUUCCAUAUCAGGGCCAUGUUCGGAGCAAUCCAAGCAUUUAGACCAAUAAAGCCUGGAUCAAAUGUGGACGGUAUGUCGAGUGCAGCGUUAAGGUCAUACUUUAACCUGAUCGUAUGUGUUCGACUCGGCAUCACCUUCGCCUUGGAUAUUUCGGAUCAUGGUAGUCUGGUACUCUUUGGCAAUUGACCCACAGAGACUAUGCUUAGGAUCAUUAGCAUGAUUCCAACGUGUCCUUGACAUUAUGAUGGAACUGGAAACAUCUGUUGCAUGAUACUGACAGGUCAAUCAGCUACUCUUAUCACAACUACUUCAGUCUUCCGAUUGAAAUGCAUUACUCCAAAAAACUAUAAGUAUUUUAGCAAUUCCCACUCUAUUAAAAGAAAACUUCAUUGCCAAUUUUCUCCCCUUCAUAGAACCAGUAUUCGCUGGUAAGGUAUUCGAAUCACAGAUUCGAACCGAUUAUGGUACUUGGCCUGCCAGUAUCCACAACAUGGGUCACUUUGGCUUUUUGCCCAUAUUGAGCUAAAUAUAUGAACUUAAAUAAAACUGAAAUACAGUUCAGAGCGACGUUAAACCAAACUCUCUCUCUCUCUCUCUGAAAUGGGAAAUCCUCAAACUAUUCACUGCGUGUAAAACCAGCACUCGUGUGAUAUAUGAAGCUACUAUAUUUCAUAAAUUAUGAGAAUUAAGUAGAUUAUGUGAGAAGUGAUCAAUACACAAGUCGUUGCUAAGAAACAAGAUUUACAUUAAUGUUAUGUUGCCCUGGCUGUGUAAUCCGCCUCCAGCAAGAUCAUCCCUUGCACUACCCCGUACUUGUUGUAAGCGAUCAUUCAGGUGUAUAAUUGUCUCCACAAUUCAUACCUUGCAGUUAAUUAAUAUUUGCAUGAACCGUGAAUGGUUACCUCACUAACUAUGCAGCACAUUCAUAUCCCUGCAUACAUUGUUUCCACUGUUGUACUAGCUCACUGGUCAAUAUCAGCUGGUCAUCAGUGAUCAAUCGUUACCAACUGGCUUGUCCAUACUCCAGUGUGACAUAAGGGACUGGUCAUUAAUUAAAGGGGAGGGGACAUUAAGGUUAAGUGAAGGCUUUACAAAUUAACAAAAUAUGAUAGUCCCCUACCCACGCCCUCACACAUGCGCCCGCCCCAUAAGAAAUGACCAGUCCCUAAUGUAUCCGGUUGUUGCUAUAGUUCACUUUGACUAACGACACGUGUUAGAAUCAGGAUGGUAUUUACAGUCAGCUUCCGCAAUAGGGAAUAAGGAAUAACUGUUUCCGAUAAUCAACAUCACAAUAUUUUACACAAAUACUUUUUCAAAUCCAUUAUUUUUUCUAUUUGAUAACUUUAUAAAUGUACCUAUUUUUCAAACAAAGGCUUCUUGUACGAAAUGAUAUAUAUUUCAUUAGAACAUGACAAGAUCUAUAGAUGUUGUGAGGUAUUUUUAUGUAUUCUUUGUGAAAUGAUUGAUUUUAGUCCCAAUCACACAAUUAGCAUGCAAGGUAAUGAAACAAAUUAACAAUUCCACCAUUUUUAUCUUUUAACGUCAUGUCCACAUGCAAUCUGAACAGAUUGUUAUUUUAGAAUAGAAACGAUGGCUAUAUGUUAUAGCCAUACGGUAGCCUUAAGGCCAGUAAUCUGGCUGUUUGACAUCACUAACGGGUUUACGGGAUUUCAUUGUACGACAGAGUAAAUAACCCUAUGUGAUAUUGUAGUGGUUAUACACUAGAACCUGCCGUACUUGAAGACAAGUAUGUUAUGGGAAUGAGCCGGUGGCCUUUGUUUGGAUGUAGAUUAUGUUUUAGUUGAGAUUCUUUUAUAUCUCAUUGUAAUUUUAUGUACAAUACGACUGAGUGCCGACGUUUUUUAUAAUGCAAUUGUUGUAAUUUUAAUGAUUGAUAUUUUAACAUUGUUUUUGUAUAUAAUAUUUUAUCAUUUGCCUACCUACUGCAAAGCAUUAUGUGGGUGUUGCCAUAGUAACCCAUCGAAACGCAGACAUUGGCGCCUCAAACUACUUAAUGAAUGAUGCCAGUCAGUAAUUUCUAAAACCGGAAGCCAUGCCCUUGAGUGGUUAACAUUUAUUAUUUUGAUUUUUAGCCCCAAAUUUUAAUUAAAAUUAUGUUUUAGAAAACAAUUCAAUCGCAUGGAAUAAGAACGAAAAUUCAACAUGUAUAUAUACGUACAAGGGAAGCUGCAUUCUUUCAAACUGGUUUGAUAUAUAAACAUGAUGGUAAAGGAAAUACAAUAAAUAAGUUUAUUGACAUGUUAUAGAAAUGAUCACAUUGCCAGCUUUAAUAUUGGGAAAUGGUGAAAUGUGUUUGAACAAAGGUCUUUACGGAAAUUGAAACUACGGUUAAAAACCUUCGAAAAACACCACCUUAGUUUUGCUCUUGGGGGAGGAUAGACACUCCACAGAACAGGUUUCGCUUCCCUAUUUUUAAUUGUGUAAAUCUCAUUCUUGAUGUCCUGGUCAUAAUAUGACGAAUAUUGAUAAAGGCUUCAUAUACGAUAAUCACUUAAGUACAAAGUUCAAUGGGUAAUGUUUGGGAGUAUUGAUGUAAAUUUAAACACAUGACAUAACUGGCAUAGAGACAUCAACAGAAGCACACACCAUUCGGAGCAGGUGGUGUGUGAAACAAAAACCCACUUGACCAUCCUACAUGUCCUGACAUGCGUGCGUGCGUGCAUGAAACGUUUAGUGCAGGACCUGGUCACAUGACCGAUCCCAGUCAGUGUAGAUGUAGGUGUUUGUUAGAGGUAGGUUAUUACUGUUAAUGCUGACUUGAUUGAGCUGCUGAAUGGUUCAGCGCCCUCCCGACCUCUGUAUAUAUAAUGUGGUAUUGUACAUCUGAUGUUGUUUUCCGAGAUUGUAUCAAGCAUGUGGGGCUGACGCCCUACUUCAAAUAAACAGACAUUUUAUACCAUG